This is a messenger RNA of Nilaparvata lugens (brown planthopper), 5774 nucleotides long. RefSeq names its product pancreatic lipase-related protein 2. Gene Ontology annotation, biological process: lipid metabolic process. Bases 406 to 1461 code for a protein of 351 amino acids. The transcript is spliced from 8 exons. Gene Ontology annotation, molecular function: lipase activity. The record is from RefSeq and is a predicted model, not a curated record. NCBI's taxonomy places the organism in Eukaryota, Metazoa, Arthropoda, Insecta, Hemiptera, Delphacidae.
GCUAGUCGAACGAAACAUCCAUGUUAUCGCGGCAAUGUGCUGAAAAUUGAUUUGUAUACGCUAUAUUUCCUCCUCUACUUAAAAUAUAGGAGUGAUUUUAUACAAGAAAUAAUAAUAUCAUCAUAAAAACCUUGAAUUAUUACCAGCCCUGGAUAAAGUACGAUAUUCGGUAGAUGAUUUUCUAGACAUUUAAGUUGAAUUGAUUAGAAAUUUGUGAUUCACAGUUAAAAUAAAUUUUAUACAGUGGUAAAUGAGAAGUUAUUGUCCAAGUGUAGAGAUAAAACUUGUCGACGUUAUUUAUUUACGUGUCAAUACUAAACUACAGCACGAAAAUGUAAACAUUCCAUUGAAAUGACAUUGCACUCGAUUAAUGUGUGAUAAUAAGUGAUCAUUUUCUCAAGAAAAAUGAUAAGCUCAACAUUUCCGCUACUCUUAAUCCUACUCAUAAUCUUAUAUUACCUUAAAGAAAGCUGGGGAAUGGUAAUCCAUUUCGGACCAUGUUUAAUAGUGUUUGGGGACCACAUGUGUCCUGACUCAAGAAUAUCCUACUAUUUAUUUACAAGGAAAAAUCCUAUCGAACCUCAGAAGAUUGUUAUUUAUGAAAGAUGGGAUAACAUUUCUUUAUCAAAUUACAAUGUAUCAAAUCCAACCAAGAUUUUAAUCCACGGAUACAACGGGAACAUGUUUCUUGAACCUUUGCUAGAAAUUAAAACAGAGUACCUGAAACAGGCAGACUACAACAUCUGGGUGGUUAACUGGCCGUCGCUGUGCGAGAGUCCAUGCUACCCAAUGGCAGCGUUCAACACACGACACGCGGGCGCAUGCGUGGCGCAGUUCAUUGGGCGCAUACAGCGUCUGCACCCUGCGCCCGAUCUGCAUGUCAUCGGCUUCAGUCUGGGUGCACAUGUCGCCGCGUUUGCCGCCGUGCAUCUCAGGCCCUACAAGUUGCCGCGUAUCACAGGUCUGGAUCCUGCUAUGCCAUUUUUCAUGACAAGUAAUAAAGACCAUAAGCUGGACGCUAGUGAUGCGAGGUUUGUUGACAUUCUGCACACCAACGCAUUCGUGCAAGGAAAACCAGACAGGUGCGGGCAUGUCGACUUCUACAUGAAUGGAGGAAUCAAUCAACCUGGCUGCUUCCAAGAAGGCAAUCCGAUCGGCUGUGACCACCACAGAUCUCUGCGGUACUUUUCAGAGAGUAUCCGAUCUGAGCAGGGCUUCUGGGGGUGGCCGUGCGACGGAAUGCUCGCCUACCUGGAGAACAGGUGUCCGCCCCGGGGAGAGCCCUGUCUCAUGGGGGCACAUGCUUCUCCUAAGUCUCGAGGAUAUCAGCUAGUGUUCACAUCAGCCGAGAAGCCGUUCGCUUUGGGAAGGUGGUCGGGUGUGCAAACCAACCGCACAAGAUGGCAGAGGCUGGUUAGGCGACGGGGCGGUCGCAACGAAAUCGAAACCUACAUUGUUUGAUUGUUUGAUUGUUUGUCACUUCAGCACUAGUUCAAUGGGAAGCGUUCAUGUUUAGUUAUUUGUAGGGAAUGCUGAUUUUUUGAAAUGAAUGUUUUGAAAUGAAGGGAGUUCCACUUAGUGAGCAUUGGGUGUUGUAGGCCUAUCAGAAGUAUUUGAUAAUAUUUACAAGAAAGGUCUAACUCACAUCGCAACGCACGAAUUGCAUGACGGCGACGAGAGCAGGAGAAUUUUGAAGCCGUGUUUAAGGGCCAACCACAUGAGGCGUUUUUCAAACGAAUCGGCAGGGCAGAAAGCUCUCCGAUUUGCUGAUUGGGUUGGCGUUCGGGAAUCAGCUGAUAAUCAUCCAAUCUGAGAGCUUUCUGCCCUGCCGACUUGUCUGAAAAACGCCUCAUGUGUCCUGGCCCUAAAUGAUUGCUGCAUAAGAAUAGGGAUGGUAAUGAAAAUGUAACAUUGACAAAAGUAUAAUAAUUAGAUUACUAUAAUUUGAAGUUUAGGAAGUGAGAGAGUGCUGUUUAGGAAGGGCAUGGGAGUGCUGGGGAAAGAGCAGUCCUGGUUCUCAUCCUACUUGAAGGGAAGAGAACAAUAUGUGGAAUUGGAGAGGAUUGAUGUGACCUCUUCAAUCAACUAUAAAAUGAAGUAUCUCUCUGAGCUCAAAAGUCUUCAUUACGGCGUCCCGCAAGGUUCCAUAUUAGACCCUUUACUGUUUCUAUGUCACAUUAAGGGGUUACCUGAGGUGAUCCGAGGACAGGCAUCUGUUUGUCUUUAUGCGGACGAUGCCAACAUUAUUUUUACGGGUAAUACAGUACAGGAUGUGGAGAAAUCAUCAGCCCAGGGUCUAACAGCAAUCAAUAAAUUUCUGAACAGCCAAAAUCUCUUCCUAAAUCCCAAUAAGUCAGUAGUAUUACCUUUCUCAACUAGGCAGAGCAGAGGUGUUUCAAGUCCAAACAUUAUACUAAACUAGCUCACCCGGCGAACUUCGUACCGCCAAAAAGUCAAUGUAUCUCAUGUCACACUAGAUUUUGUUUGGUGAAUAAUGAAAUUUAUCUGUCACUCAAUAUUUUCAUUUACAUCUCAAUACGGACUUUAUAUGUGCUUAGUCAUGCAGCAUUUUAUUAUUCCGAAAACAUAUUCUUCUCAAUCAAUUAGUAGUAAUUGACCGAGCGAAGUGAGGUCUAAAGCUGCGUACACAUAUACGCGCUUCCAACCCGCACCGAUCACGCUCCGCCCUCGUACUGCCUCGUUCCUCCAUCGUACCGCAGUCGCUCCGCCCCCGUUCUGCAGUCGCACCCAUCACGAACGUUACGGAAGAUGUUAGAUCUUCUCGCGUUCCCCGGUCGAACCACUCUUGCUCCCCGGUCGAUCAUCAAUUGCUCUGCUGGAGUGACGUUCGGUUGCGGAGCAGAGCGAAAGUCUGUACACACCUUUAGAUUCAAGUCGACGGUUUGGCAUUUCUCUUAAUGUUUGAAUGUUUAUAUGUUGCGCAUUUACGGCGAAACGCGGCAAUAGAUUUUCAUGAAAUUUGACAGGUAUGUUCCUUUUUUAAUUGCGCGUCGACGUAAAUAAAAGGUUUUUAGAAAUUUUGCAUUUCAAGGAUAAUAUAAAAGGAAAGAGGAGCCUCCUUCAUACGCCAAUAUAAGAGUAAAAAUCAGACUAUGGAAUUAUUCAUCAUAAAUCAGCUGACAAGUGAUUACACAGAUGUGUAGAGAAGCCAGUCUAUUGCUGUAUUUCCAUAAGGUCUAUAGUUUCAAUCAGGUACUUGUGGAUGAGAAUACUGCGUGACCUCUACUGUUCACAGAACUACUAGUAUAGAUAAUUAUCUAACUCAAAAUUAAAUAAUUUACUAAAAAUAAAUUAAUUCUGAUACCGAAGACAGCACAAUUAUUUGAAAACAAAGCUAUGUUUUCAACCUGAGGCCGCACUGCUGGAUGUUUACACACAGAACAGUCAUUUCGUUUUUAGUCGGGGCGUUUAGAAUAAAAUACAUGUGCGGUUAUGGAGCAGCACUUGUCUACUAUCUAUCGAAGGCUGUUGGAUGAAGCAAUGAUUAUAACAGCUGAUUUUUAUUCCUGUGUGUGGCCAGCUCACGAAUCUUCUCCCAUAAAGGUGCGUACAGACUUACGAUCUGCUCCGCAAUCGAACGUCACUCGAACAGAUCGAUAGAUGAUCGCAGGUCGAGCAAGGGCGGAACGCGAACAGAGCGUGUAACAGAGCUUGAGCUUGGCAAGUUCCUAGGGCGAACUAACCAAUAGUUGCGUAUGCGCCGUUAACUUUUUUGUUGGAUCAGUUGCGAUCUCUGUGUUAGCAUGUAAACUUAUCAAAAUUAAUACUGUUAUUAAUUAUUAAAUCUUUGAAAUUGAAUAAUGUAAAAAUAUACAAAAAAAUUAAUAAUAGGUAUCAGCAUAUUAGAAUAUGGAAGAAAGAAGCCAAACACCCAACCACGCCUUUCACCUUUCAAAACAUUGACAGACAUAACCUUUUUUGUAAUAAAACAUAAACAUAAAUGCAACAAACAUAAUAAUUAUCAUCAAUUUAUUAUAUAAACAUAAUGUAAAAACACUUCACUUGAAUGGGCUACUUUUAUAAAUAAAUAAAACAAUAUUGAAACUUGAAGUACCCUUAAUUAUUUAAAUAAUAAAGAGUAAAUGUUCAGAAGUUUUUAUGAAUUGACUGAUCUAAUCUUAUCUGCUUUGAAAGUUCUAUUACUAACGGUAACAACCACGCUUAUUUUAAAUAAUAAAGGGUACUUUUAAGUUUCAAUAUUGUUUUAUCAAACAUAAUGUAUUAUUAUGAUACCCAGGUCAGGUUAUUAUAUCCCCUGGUCAGAAUAUUUUAUUUAGUUUUGUCACCCGAUUAGCUGGAUUGAACGUUUCGCAUUUGUGAGGUUAGGUUGUAGCGAAAUUAACAAUACGACAAGCGCGCGAUCAUCCUUCGAACAUAUUUCGAACCUCUAGCGAUCCCUUGCGUAACAUCUCGCGUAACGCUCAUGAUCGGAGCGAGUGCGGAGCGUGUUCGAGGCGCGUAUAUCUGUACGCACCUUAAGGAUUAGAUGUAAACUCUGAUGGACCGUAGGAAAGAGUCCUGAAGUCAGAUUAUAAAUUUGAUAGGCCAUAAACCUGGUCCCUGAACAUAACGAACACAACUAAAGAAAAAUCAUCAAAUUCGGUGCACAUAUAAAAAGUUAUUGAAUGUCGAAAUUUGAGGCUCGAUUUUUAUUUAUAAAGAUGAUGAAAUUUUAGAGCAUUUAACUAGCACAAAAUUCCUAGUUUUGGUGAUUGAUCAUGAACAUUUGUCAUGGUACAAGCAUGUUGAUCAUGUACUGAAAAAAUAUCACCAGGACUAUAUGCUAUUAGGCGUACGACCAAUUGAUGUGGGCUAAAUGCUCUGAAAGCAAUUUACUACGCAUUAGUUCAUUCCAAUACAGCGUACGGCAUGUGUAUCUAUGUAAGCACAUCCAAAAGAAACUUGGAGAAAAUAUUAGUUCAGCAGAAAAGAGCACUGAGAAUUAUCAUGAAUAUUAAAAGGAGGGACUCUGUAAAACAAAUUUUUUAUUUGGCAUAUUGACAGUCUAUGGGCAAUAUAAUUAUUUUUGACGCCAUAAUGUACUUCAAAAAAUCACUGAAAAGAGAAGUAGUAUUUCACAUGCAUAUAAUUCUAGAUCAGGAAGAAUCGUACAGAGACAUAAUUUAGAAUUUUUCAAAAUCAAGACAACUUUCAUGGGAGAUAAAUAUUUUAGCAUGCUGCCCCGAAAUUUAAUGUCCAUGGAGGAGUUGGCGAUUUUUAGAGCUAAGCUGAAGAAAUUUUUUCCAGAAAAAAAUCUGAAAAUUUUUUUCAGAUUUGAUUGAACAUUUUAAUUGAAAAUCUUUUUCAGAUUUAGUUGUGAUGAAUUUCUUAUUGACUGUUUUGUUUUUUUAUUAUAUAUGACGUUAUUCAAUGUAUCUGUUCAUUUGUUGAAUAAAAAAUAUUUGAAUUAAAUAGAAGAGUAACGGGAGAAGUGAGAGAGGGAAGUAGAAAGGCAGUAACCAAAAUCGAAAAUACUGUAGUGUAGGGGAUUCAAGUGUUCAUUAAUAUUAUAGUUACUAGCUUUAUGAUAGAAGUUAUGUUUAUAGAAAACAAGGACAUUUAUUUCACUUCAAAAAAUAUCUCUGCAAUUAUAGUUAAUAACUUAUACAAAUCCUCUGAAACACUAUGAUUGUUCUGAUGACUUUCUUGAAGAAGUCAAAUAGGUAUAAAAAAGCACCAAAUAUGCUAUUUGUGAACUAGUAAUUAUUGUUAAUUAUUACAAUUAGAAAUAAUUUCCUGGUAUGUAAAAUGAA